AUGGUGAACUGUGCGCUCUGCCACAACGCCCCGGCGACGGUGUUCUGCUUCAACGACAACGCCCAGCUGUGCACGGGGUGCGACGUCCAGAUUCACAAGACGAACAAGUUGACAUGGCGACACCAGAGAGUGCACCUGUGCGAGAUGUGCGAGGGAAAUCCGAGGCACGCGGUGGUGUUCUGCGCGCAAGAUAAGGCGUACCUUUGCCAGCAGUGCGACGUCUCCAUCCACAAGGUGAACAGCAUCGCGGGCAACCACGAGAGAAGGGCGGUGGGCCCGUUCACCGAGGAGCAGCUCGCGGGCAGCGGCGGAAGCGGCAGCCUCGGCGACGACCAGUUCCUGGAGCUCCUCGAGUCCGGCGGGCCCGGCGGCGACGCCUUCGUCGGCCUCCCCGACAUCUCCGAGGACGGCGGCUUGUGGGAUCCCAACGGAGCAGAGUCGGGCGCUUUUCUCGCCGAAGUUGAAGCCGGCGACGAUCACGCAGGACGCUCGUCGAAGGACAAGAACGCGCGCGCGAGCGGCAACAACGCCGACGCCGCGCGCCAGCCGACCGGGUCGCAGGGCAGCCGCGGCAGCGGGGGCAGCGGCGGCGGCGGACGAGCCGGGAGCUCGCAGGCUUCCGGCGCCGUCGUGGGCGGUCGAGCGUCAGUCGACGGCGCCACCGGCGGGGGUUCGCAUCGAGGCGGCACAGCUGGCGACGGCGAGUUCGCGCUCAACAUUGACGACUACGCGCAGCUGGACCGCAUGGGUAACAUGGACGAUCUGCUGGGCCCGAUCCUGGACGACGGCGCGCUGGGCGGUCCCGGCGGGUUCAUGGGAUACGAAGGACAUCCCGGGUUUCACCACAACUCAUCAAUGGGGGGCGCGAUGGGGGGAGCGUCGGGCACGAACAAGGCGGGCACGAACGCCCCGGGCGGGAUCGGGAGGCAGUUCGGGCAGAUCGCCCAGUCGCUCAGCGGCGACCGGGGCGGCGGCGCCGUCAGCGGGGGCAGCGGGGGCAGCGGCGGGGGCGGAGGGAAGGGUGCGAGCGAGGUCAAGUCGGAACCCACCAACCGGGGCGGCGGCGGCGGCGCGGCGCAUCAGAUGCCGCCGCACCAUUACAUGCACCACCCGAUGGCGCCGGGUACGCACGGCAUGCCCCCGCCGCCGAUGAUGGGCGGACCGGGCGGGGGACCGGGUGGGCCCAUGCCGCCGGGCAUGCAGGCGAUGCCCCCCGGCACGCACGGCAUGCCGCCCCCGCCCGGCGCCAUGGGCGGCCACGGACCUCCGCCCGGGCAGCCCGUUCAGGGACCCAACGGCGUCAUGUACUUCCCGGGCCCCCACCUGCCCGUGCUUCACCUCGCGAACGGGGGAUCCAACAAACCCCCGAGCCGGUUGGAGCGCCUUCGCCGGUGGAAGGAGAAACGGAAGAACCGAAACUUCAACAAGACGAUUCGGUAUCAGUCGCGGAAAGUGUGUGCCGAUAAUCGUCCGAGGAUCAAGGGUAAGUUCGUCAAGGUUGGAUCGACGCCCGACUUGGGAGCGCUGGACUUGCUCGGGGACGACGAAGGGCCGACGCAGGCUGGGCCGGAGACGCUCUCGGACGUGGAGGAGGAUUCGUUCGACUCGGAUCCGGCGCCGCCGCCCGGAGCGUUGGCGAGAACCGCGGGGCUGCGCAGGGACGGCGGGCUGACCGCGGCGAUGUCCGUCCCGGACCUGAGCAGGCUGGGGUGA
Molecule: messenger RNA, 1713 nt
Organism: Micromonas commoda
Lineage: Eukaryota; Viridiplantae; Chlorophyta; Mamiellophyceae; Mamiellales; Mamiellaceae
Exons: 2
Coding region: 1-1713 (570 amino acids)
Biological process (GO): regulation of flower development
Molecular function (GO): protein binding; zinc ion binding
Source: RefSeq, a predicted model, not a curated record